Molecule: messenger RNA, 348 nt
Organism: Paramecium pentaurelia
Lineage: Eukaryota; Ciliophora; Oligohymenophorea; Peniculida; Parameciidae
Source: the annotation of a GenBank genome assembly
AUGACUAAAAAUGCUCAAUAGCAAUUUAUCAAUCGAACUUAUGUCAAAGUUUCAGCUAUGUAAAAAUGUUAGUUAAUAGCACUAGUAUUUUAAGAGGAAUGGAAGAUUAAGAAAGUAAUUAUUAUUUGUACUAGUUAGGCAGCUUCAUUCCUUUACAUAAAAUAUGCUUCAGCCAAAAGUAUCAUAUUAAAACAUAGAAAAAACUAAAUACUAACUAAAUUGCCUAUGAUUCCAGAAGAUAGGAGAUGUCAUUAUAAAAUAUUGAAAAAUGGAAAACAUAAUUACAACAUCUUAUGUCUAAAAGGAGGAAUAUUUUAAAAUAUAUUAGAAAAUCUCUCUAACAAAUGA